GGAGCGAGAAAGUUUUAAAAUUAUAGUAUUAAUUACAUUACAUUAACAAUAAUUAAGAAAAUAUGUAUUUAGUCUAUAGCCACCAAUAAAAAUUAAAAUCUGCAUACAAAGUAAGAGUGAAUGUAAAGGUAUCUUUGUUGCCAUUGUUUGUCAGCCUAUUAGUGUAGACCAGCUUGUUAUUAAAAAUAGCGCGAUGGUGGAGCCUGUGGGGUAGGAGGGAUUGGCAGCAUUCUUGUGACUGUCAGUGUGUAGCGUGCGACUGACCGAGUGGCGUGGCAGUACGCGGUGUGCGGAAUCAUGUGACUGUGUCAGUGUCCGUGUCUGUGCUCGUCAUUUGUGCUGUUUGGUUCAUUUAAAGAUAAGUAUGGUGUGUUAAACACAAACAUGUUUUAAACAUACUUUUGUUUUCGACUCUUAAACAUUUAAUUGAUUGAAUCUUAAAAGUUUUGUAAGUUUGAAUAAAAAUGCCUUAUUAUUCAGAUCACUACUAUGGGUCAGGUCAACCACCCCCAUAUUACCUGCCAUCUUCACCGUACACUCCUGCUACUUCUCGGAUAUCCUCUCCCUACUCCUUCAGCUAUAUGUCACCCAUCUCUGCCAUGUUAUCUGCUGGUAUCGGCACCAAUCCUGUGCCUCGUGGGUUGCGCUCUUACUCCCCGAUGUUGUCCUCUAUAUCGGAGAGCGGUUCUCCACUCAUCUCCCGUAGAGAUCUUGGUUCUCCAAGACACAUUAGUGGGAAGACGUAUUAUCGCCAACCUCGGCCAGUGGUCAUCGAUACGGAGAAUAUUGACGUUUCAAGAAGGAAGCAUGAUGAUAUCAAUGAUAUGGAAUCAACCCCAGGAUUGAUUUCACGAGGGAAAACAAUUGUGCGGAUGCAUACAAAAAAACUGAAAGAGAACCCAGAAUUGAAGAAAAAGAAAACUCAAGCAGAAUUGUUGAUGGAAAAAUAUCUCAUCAAAGAGAAGCCAAAAGAGGAAAUCCCUAGGAGGAAACGGAUUUGGGAGGAACGUGAAGAAGAACUUAGUAAGACUCCAGCACAAGCUGGAACUAUCAAGAGGACAAAUACGGUUUACAGAAAAAUCUCUGGUCCACUACCACCACCUGAAGAUAUUGUUCAAGAAGAAAUCAGUGAAUCACUUCCUCAAAGGAAAACAUCAAUCGAUAGCGAUUUACUGAAAGCAGAAGCUGCUUUAUUUGAUUGCAUGAUUCAAGAAGAACUUGGGUUUCGCAGUCAAAAAGAAAUUUCUGAUGAUCAAAAUGUAGAAAAUAGCGAUUCAAACUCUGCUAAACGUAAAACUAAAAGAGAAUUUCUUCCAUAUGGGAAAAAGAAAUCCUCCCACCUUUUGUUGGAUGAAAAUGGUUUGCCGGUAGAAAAAAAGAAAUCUCAUUUCCAUAAAAAAAGAAGUUCAAGGAAUUUGCCAUUGGAUGAGGUGAACUCAGAUGAAAAUUUAAAAGAAGGAAAUACCACCCAGGAUGAAACAGAUACAAAAGUUAUCAAAAGAAGAUCAACCAAAAAAAAGAAAAAUUUGAGUGGACCCUUAAAAUUCAAAAUUGAUGCUUUGCAUGUAGAAGAAAAAUCAUCUCCUAAACUUUUAAGAAAGUUUCAAUAUGAAGUCAUUGUUGAAGAAGGUGAUAGAAAAUCUGUCAAACAAAGUCCUCGAAAAACUGAGAAUCAGUUUGACAAAUCAAUUUAUGAAAACAUUCCAGAUAUUUUGAGGAAAGAACCUCUAAAUUAUGAAAGUAGAGAGAACAUGCAAAUUUGUGAUAAGACUUCAUGUGCAAAUUCAGAAAAUAUAAGACUUAUGAGCAAAGCUUGUGAUAGUGGUUGUGAUAACAAAAGUAAAUCUGAGAAUAUUGUAAAUAGUACAGGUAUAACAAACAAACCAGUAAUAUGUGAUAAGGAGAUACAGGAUGAACAGAGUGUCACUGUUAAAACUGACGGAAAGAAAGAAAAUAGUUCCUUGAAGAAUACUGAAGAAUAUAUGAAUAAGUUUAAGAUCAAAGGAUUUUUAGAGAAACAACAAAAACAAGAAAAGGGAGCUGACAAGAACAAAACUUCUCCAAUAUUGGACAAAAGAAAAAAUCAGAAGACUGAUAGCAUUAGGCCGGAAAAUGAAACACAAAAACAUUCAGGUAAAGAAACUGAUUUAGCCGGUGAAAAAGAUAAUAGUGGUGUUGAGCUAUUUCUAAACACAGAUCUGAAAACUGUAGGUAGUGAAUUUGAUCAUUCCAUAGAACAUUGUAAGGAAAGUAUCAUUACUACUUCAAAUAUAGAUCAACAAAAUAAAAUUAAUGACUCAAAAACUACAUUAGAAAAUCAAAAACAAAGUUUAUUUCUUUCUAUAGAGCAACCACUAAUCCCUCAGAAAAAUAUUGCUACUUCAGAAGUUGAUCAAAAAAUAUUAAUCAAUGUGACUCCCAGCACUCCUGUUUCUCCAGAUGAAAAACAAAUGUUACAAUCACUAAAAAAUACUGAAUUGAAAGAUUUUGAGAAAAAGAAGUUUGUUGCUAAAUCAAAUCCCAGUACACCUAUUUUAUCAAAAAGACCAGUUGAUCAGAGUAGUACAACUCAAAGCAGCUUAGGAAUCGCUGACAUUGACAGAAAUGCAUUGAGAAAUAAACUUCCUAAAUCACAUCCCAAUACACCGCUAAUGUCAAAAAAAGAAACCAUACAAGAAAAUAAAGAACAAUCUGCAAUUGGAAAGCCAGAAAUAGAUCAAGUAUCCCUCACAAAUAAUAUGAGUUCAAAAUCUAAUACAAGUACACCUAUCUUACAAAGAAAGCAUGUUAGCCUAGAAGAUAGUGAGCAAAAACAGACUGGUUCUCCAGAACUUGAUAAGAAAAUAAAACCAAACAAAGCAGAAAAUUUAAAGCCCAACACUCCAAUUUUACAGAAAAAGGAAAUAUGUCAAACACAUCAAGAACAUCCACAAUUAAAAACUCAAAAUUUGGAAAGGACAUUUUUAAAUAAAGAUAUGUUAGGUAGUGAUUGUGAUAACAGUUCAUCUAGUUUAGUUGCAAAACAGGUUUUACAGAAAAAUAUAACAGAUCAAAAAAUUGAAACUUUAGAAUCAGAUGUGAUAAAAGCAAUAGAUAAAGGUUGUAAAUCCAGUUCAGUUACACCUGUUUUGCAGAAAAAGGAAAUUACUACAAAAACAAAAACUGCACAGCCCAAGAUAGGAACACCUGUUGCUACCAGAAAAUUUACCAAUGAAGAAACAACGUGUUCAAAUCAAAACUUACCAAAUGUACUAAAAAAAGAUGUUCUACAAAAGGAAAUAGAACCUAAAAUUAACUCACCAGAUUUUGGCAAGAAAAAAAUGUUUAGCGAAAUCCCCAAAUCAAAACCCAGCACUCCUGUUUUUUCAAAGAAAGAAGUUAAAAGUGAAGAUUUGGUACAAUCAAAAAUAGAAACACCAAGCAACGAAUUUGAUCCUUGGAAGAUAAUUCUGAGUGAAAAUGAAAAUAAAUAUGAAAACACAAAACAGCUUAUUACUGAUCCUCCAGAGAAGAAUGAUGAUACAUUGAAAUGUACUUCUACUGCAACUAAUAUGAAUAAAAAAGAUACUGUUUUUGAAAUCACUGAUCAGGUGAAGUCUGAGACACCAAACAUGUCAAAGAAAAAAUUAGGAGAUGACAAACCUAAAUCAAGUCCUUGUACCCCUGUCUUCAAAAAGAAGGAAAUAACACCAGAAAUUUCAGCACACAAAACAACAGAAACACCAAAUGAAAUUGACAAAAAUAUUGUUGCAAAUGUUACCAAAUCAAGUCCUACUACACCUGUUUUACAAAAGAAAGACAUCAAAGUAGAUGAUCUAAUUGACGAAAUACCAGAAAUGGGUAGAAAAACUGAAGCAAAUGCUAAUAAUAUGUCUAAUUCAACUACACCUGUUGUACAAAAUAAACAAAUUAUCCAAGGAAUAGUCAAGCCCAAGUUUGGAACACCAGAACCCGGAAGAAAAUUGAUAAGUAAUGUUGCUCCUAAGUCAAACCCUAGUACACCUGUGCUAAAGAAAAAGCAACUUCCACUAGAAAGUUCACCUCUAAUUCUUCAACAAAAAUUUGGAACACCAGAAUUGGGAAGGAAAAAGCUUGUUAAUGUAGCACCUAAAUCUGAUCCAUGCACUCCAGUAAUGGCCAAGAAACAAAUUGUGGGCCCAAAGAUGGAUCUGCCAAUUGAAGUUUCCAUGGUACAGUCAGAAAAGAAAUAUAAUAGUUCUGAAGCUGAGAAAAGUAUUCCUGAUGCAAGUAAAAAUAUUCCCAUUGAUGAAAAUAAAAUUGGUAUAACUGAUAUGGCGGAAAAGAAUAGUUCUGUGAACGAUUCAACUGAAGUGAGUAGUGAUACAGUUAAUGAUAAACAAAAAACAAAUGCUAUGACAGAAAUACAAACUGAUAAAGACGGUCAAGUAGAUAUAAAUUUGGAAAAUGAAAAGAGCAAAAUUCCUGUAACAAAACAAGGAGAUAUUACAACUCCUGUAGGUAAAGAAAUCACAAAACAAGGUGUAAAUGCUGAGAAACCAGUUACAAAGGAGAAGACUGCUCCAUCUAAGGUGGAAGGCCUUAAAAAUUUAUUUAGUAAAACCGGAACGGUUGAAGAAAAUGUUAAAGGUGUCAAUAAUGUUAAAACUUCCAACACAAAGUCUCAAGACAAUACUGACGGCAAGGAACUAGGCAGUAAAUCUGUUCCAAAACUUGAAGAGAAAAUUGGAAAGUUGGUUAAGGAUGGCAAUGCUCUAGCUAAUAAAAAAGAAGAAAAAUCAACUUCAGUCAAGAAGUUGAUAAAGCAGAAUGCUGUUGAUGAAAUUAGUGAAAAAACAUUGGUCAAGGAUAAGCAUGACCCAGAAAAAUUAGGUGACACAAAUAUUAAACUUCUAAGCCAUGAAAAUCAAUCAGAGACUAAAGUGAAACAUAUUGUGCCCACACAAACUAAAUCAACAGAAACUAUGAAGUCCGCAUUAUAUCAAGAUAAGCCUAUUGAGUUAAUUUCUAAGAAAGUGGAGAUUGACCAAUCAAAUACAAGUACUUCAAAGCUAGAACUCUCUAGUAAACUCAUCAAAGACAAUAAAGAAGUUGGCAUGAAAAAAGAAUCCCCCAAGAAGGAACUUAUUGCAGUUAAAGAAAGUAGGAAAAAGCGUAUAAAAUCUGAAUCUGAUGUUCCAGAAGAUAUUGAUGCACAAGAUGGAAAUAGUAAUGCAACUGAUGCAGAAAGGAAAGGUUCCAAAACAAUUGAGAAAUCAAAAUCAUUAGAUGAAACUAAAACAGAAAAGAGUUCAAAGAAGAAGAAAAAGAGCAAAGAUAAGGAUAGUGGUAACAAAAAAGGAAAUUCAAAAUCACCUAAAAAAUUAAAAGACGUCAAACAAUCUUCUCUUGAUGUCAAAGAAAUAAUUCAGGAGAAAAAGUCACAAAAUGAGAUACAAAAGCAAACUGCUACGUCCAAUAGUAAGGGAAGCUCUUCUGUUAAUCAAAGUGAAGAUAAAGGUUCUGAUACUAAAACAUUAGAAAAAAAUGACCUCUCCAAAAGUGAAUUACGUUUGUUACACUUCAUCAACAAGUGUAUAAGACUAAGUGCUGAUAAUGAGAACAUUUUAGUGGACAUGAGUGAUGAGGACGAGAGUUCUUCAUCGGAUUACACGAGUGACAGCGACAGCGAAUAUACUUCUGACUCCGAGGAAGACACUUUGACUGAUGAUUCAUCAGAAGAUGAUGAGUGUGAUGUCAACUGCCACCGCAAGUGUGAGAAGCUGAUGCCCAAUUUGUGUGGCGUCAACCAGAAGCUCAUUGUUGAAGCGCUGUCAUCGCUGCGGAAAGGGUCAUCAGAAUCCCGAGACCAUGGGUCACCCACUCGUCGACACAGUAAUGCUGCCCUCAGCCUGGAUGAGGAAAGGAGCCAUCCCGGGCGUGUCACUCCUCCUGCCACCACCAUCCCAAAGUUCCGCAAAUAUACACUGGAGGACUUCCAGUUCCUUAAAGUGCUCGGCAAAGGGAGUUUUGGGAAGGUAUUGUUGGCAGAGUUGAGGGGUACACAAUACUACUACGCUGUCAAGUGUCUGAAGAAAGAUGUGGUCUUAGAGGAUGAUGAUGUGGAGUGUACACUGAUAGAGCGCAAGGUACUUGCCCUAGGCACCAACCACCCUUACCUCUGCCACCUGUUCUGCACUUUCCAAACCGAUUCACACCUUUUCUUUGUAAUGGAGUAUCUCAACGGAGGAGACCUGAUGUUCCACAUCCAGCAGCAAGGUCGUUUUGAUGAGGGCCGAGCACGUUUCUACGCUGCUGAGAUUGUCUCAGGCCUCAAAUUCUUACACAAGAAAGGAAUCAUCUACAGGGACCUCAAAUUGGACAACAUUCUGUUGGACUUUGAUGGCCACGUCCGGAUAGCAGAUUUUGGGAUGUGCAAACUACAGAUCUUCCUGGACCGUACAGCUGAUACAUUCUGCGGCACUCCGGACUACAUGGCUCCUGAGAUUAUCAAGGGGCUAAAGUACAACCAAUGCGUGGACUGGUGGUCGUUUGGUAUCCUACUAUACGAGAUGUUGGUGGGCCAGAGUCCCUUCAGUGGCUGUGAUGAAGACGAUCUGUUCUGGUGUAUCUGCAAUAGACAGCCCCACUACCCACGCUUCAUUACAUUGGAGGCUAAGCGGAUACUCUGUCAGCUGUUAGAGAAAGAGGCGACCAAGCGGCUAGGUUCAUGUGAGAACGGUGCAGAGGAAGUGAUGGGCCACCCCUUCUUCAAUGGUUUGGACUGGAGCCGGCUGGAGCGCAGGGAACUGAUGCCUCCUUUCAAACCGAAUGUUAAACAUCCUCUCGAUGUACAUUACUUUGACAAGCACUUCACUGCAGAGAGAGCUUGCCUUACACCUAUAGACCCCUCGAUACUCCAGUCCAUGGAUCAGACACAGUUUCAGGGCUUCAGCUACACUAAUCCCAAUGUCACGGAGUAAACUCUACGUAGUUGAAGUUUCACGUUAAACUAGCUCAAGAAACAUUUAGUAAAACAAAAAUCACUGUUGAUGUAUCACGGAAGCGUUCUAAAAAAAUUUGACAUUCACAAGGAAUGAAUAUACCAAGAUAAAAUCUGUGAAGACAUAUAUCUUGGACUGUCCAGCUUCUACACUAGUUCUAAAUGCUUGUGGCAAGAGCAAACUUCCUCGAUUUAAUAGCACUGAUUGUGGUUUAAUUAAAACUACUGCUAUUAGUUUUAUUCUAAUGUGUUCUCUGAGGAGUACAGCUUAUAUGUAUGAACCAUUUCAUUCUUCCAUACUGCUGUUUUAGGAGUCUGAACAAAAUGUUUAUAGAUGUUAAAGAAAUGGUUAAAUGUUAAGUGGUAUGUUAUGUUUAAAUCACUAGCAGUUUGUAUUUUUUAUAAGGUAGAUAGCUACUUGUGUAGAUCUUUAAUCAAUAUCAGUCCUUCAAGUAAGCAUUAUUUACAUUUAAUACUGGUAUAUUAUAUUACUCAUCACAGUUUUAUAUAGAUUAUGUUUGGAUUUAGUUAUUUCUUUUAUUUAUAAAGGUGCUGGCUGUUUCCUCAUAUUUCACCUAGAGAUUCUUAUAUAAAACAAAAAUGUUUUAAAUCACAGAUUUAUUGAUUCUGAUUCAACUCAAUACAAUACAGUUUUGCAGUAAUCAGCUUUUAUUUAGUCUUCUUGCAGUUUUCUAUUUAUACAAAAAUGUCUUGAUUAAAUAGCUCUGUGAUUGUUGUUGACUGUUCAAAUUGAUUAAUGGUAAUUGGACUGCCGGUAAUUUUUGUUAUUCUAUCUAGUUUUAAGAGAUGUUAGUACAAAAUAUGAGUUAUCAAGUAUUGUGUGGAUGAUUUUGGUUAAGUUAAAUGUUAUAUUGUAGUUUAUUGUAUAUUUUUUUUAUAAAUAGUAUAUUGUCAAUGUUUAAAAACCGUGUUCCUGCUUUAAUUUAAUAUAUAAUUUGUAUUUAUUUAUAUUAUCGUUAGUAACGCUGGAUGGUUGGGAUAAAAGUUUGUAAUUUUAAAAAUUAACAAACUAAUCACAAAUAAUAUUGAGUACUUGUUUUCGUGCCAAGCAAGGUAAAUUAUACUUUGUAUAUAGCUUACUAUGUUUAUGUAUGGUGUAUUAAAAUUAAUUGCAUGUUAUUUAAAUAAUGCAAUUAAAUCUGUAUUGUCAAUUGUAAUGCCAACUAUAACAAUUUGAUCUGUUUGUAUUAUUACAAAUUUGAUUGUAUGUUACUCAGGAGAAGACUCUUACAAAUUCAGAUUUAAAUUUGAUUGAAAUUGAAAAUGAAUUUUUAAAAUUCUAAAUUGAUAAUAUCUUUAAAACAGUGGAAUAUCGUAAUUUUAAAAUCAGGCACUUUUUUGGUAACUACAUGAUGGCAGAAUAUUCUAAUGCAGAAAUGUAUUAAGGAAUGAUUACUUAAAUUUAAUAUUUAUUUUUAAUAUUGCUUAUUAUGUACUGCAUGCUAAUUUUUAAAUCUCCUUCUAACAACUUACAACUGUUCAGUAAUUUUAAGUAAAGAGGAUAGGGCACUAGUGUGGAAAAUGGAUAAAUUUGUAUUAAUCUGGUAAUAAUGUUUAUGAUAUACAUACCACGUUUAUAAGAAAGAUUAAUUAUUAAAGUAUAGUUUAGAAAUGUCUGAGUCUUCUCUGAUAAUCAUUUUUAAAUUCUUUAUGUUGCUUGUAAUCAAAUCUUACAGUAAAAGUUGCACUGUUAUUCAAACCACCAUAUUCUGAAUUUGCUCAUAGUUGUCUUUAUAAUGAUAAUAAUAAACAUUGUAUUCCUUAAUAUAAGAUUUUUGUAAAUAAUAUUUAAAUCUGUUUUUGUUUAACAUGGUCGAUGUUGCUUCAUAUUUUGAGUAUGUUUAUAUGUUAAAUUGUUUAUUUUUUGAUAGCUUAAAAUGUUGUUAAAUUAGAUUUAAGUUUCAUAAAUAAAACUUGUUUACAACCA
Molecule: messenger RNA, 8909 nt
Organism: Homalodisca vitripennis (glassy-winged sharpshooter)
Lineage: Eukaryota; Metazoa; Arthropoda; Insecta; Hemiptera; Cicadellidae
Product: putative surface protein SACOL0050
Exons: 9
Coding region: 465-6941 (2158 amino acids)
Biological process (GO): protein phosphorylation
Molecular function (GO): protein serine/threonine kinase activity; ATP binding
Source: RefSeq, a predicted model, not a curated record